ACAAAAUGACAAAGGGCUAAAAAGAAUGGUUUUAUUGAAGACUUGAAGUCCUCUGAAUUUAGAUUUAAAUUCUAGGAAGGGCAAGUCUUGAGGCCCCUCCGACCACCUUGUCUCAAUUGUCACUGCUCCAUGUCCCUUAUAACAUGGAGGAAAUUAUGGCAGCUUUCCCUGCUCUAAGCCCUCUCUCUUCCAAACCAACCAUAAAAGCUCUCACAUAACACCAAACAACACACACUUAGUUCUUGUGCCAAAGAAGUCCGUCAAUCACAAAGAAAUUAAGAAAAGAAACCCAGUUCUGUUUUAUCAUUUCAGUCAUAUCAAAGCACCUGUAAUUAUAUACCGUACUCUUGCCGCCAUCACUUUACUUGAAACGAGUUCUGUUUCUCAUUCAUAAACCUCUUCAAGCAGGGAAAAAGAAAGGGAUAUGGAGAUUGAAUCGGUCCAGUGUGAGUGUUGUGAACUGAAAGAGGAUUGCACCCAAGAAUAUAUUAGUGAAGUGAAGGCCAAAUUUGAUGGCAAGUGGCUAUGUGGAUUGUGCUCAGAAGCUGUUAGAGAUGAAGUUAGCAGGGGUAAAACGCAAUCUGGAAUGGAAGAAGCUGUGAGAGCUCACAUGUCAUUUUGUGGUAAAUUCAAUUCGAAUCCAGCAGUUAGAGUUGCUGAUGGUAUGAGGCAGAUGCUGAGAAGACGGUCAGGAGACUUGUCUUCAUCAAAAUCUUCUUCCAAGAAGUAUUCAAGGUCGGCAACCACAAAACUGUACCAAUUGAGCAAAAAAUAAAUAAAAUUAAGGAGAGGACUCUUCCUCGCAGAAAUAAUAUUGAUAGCUAGUCUUUCGAGGCUUCUUCUUA
This is a messenger RNA of Populus trichocarpa (black cottonwood), 845 nucleotides long. RefSeq lists its product as uncharacterized. The transcript has a single exon. Bases 425 to 775 code for a protein of 116 amino acids. NCBI's taxonomy places the organism in Eukaryota, Viridiplantae, Streptophyta, Magnoliopsida, Malpighiales, Salicaceae. The record is from RefSeq and is a predicted model, not a curated record.